AAGGUUUCAGUAUACAAAAGCCAAAAAGUAAAUCAAUCAAGAGAGAACAUAUGACAGCCAAUAAUGAACGUAUCUUUAUCAUUGGCGGUACUGGUAACGUUGGUACUACCCUCGUCCGUGAGCUACUUGCCAAGAAUGCUGCUGUAACUCUGUUUACACGUAACCCUGACAAGGCCAAUGCUCUCUUCUCAAGCAAUCCUCUUAUUCGUAUUGUCCAAGGCGAUCUUCAAAAUCUCACAGUACUAAAGGAAGCCAUCAAGGGCCACACGAGACUGUUCAUUCUGGUUGGCGGCCUAGACGACGGUCUUCCCAUCAAAACGGCUAUUGCUACCUAUGGUUAUGAAGCAGGCGUUCGUCAAGUCGUGGAUAUUUCAAGUGUUUACGCAAGCGCAUCAACAAGAGGAACCUUUAUGGGUGAUUUCAGUCAGCGAGAGGAAGAGGAGAUAUUGAAGAUUCCUAACCGUGGAUACUUUGUUGCCUUACGUCCUGGUCGGUUCAUGUCAAACAUGUUUUUUGUUGAUCCUCCCAGAGAUAAUGAGAUUACAGAUACCUCUGAACCUGAUGAACUUUGUGGAUGGAUAUCACCUAAUGAUAUUGGCGCUGUAGCUGCUGUGGUGUUGACUGAUGAUGUAGAAAAACACAAGGAUUUUGUUUAUGAAUUGAAUGGUGAUGCUGUAACAGGAAAUCAACGCGCUGAGAUCUUUACUCGCAUACUCGGUCGAUCAAUCACAUAUAAGAAGGUCUCUGCUGUUGAAUACUACAACACAUUCACCACAAAAGUAUUUCCAAAUAAUCAUCGUAUGGGCUAUGACUUGGCUACCAAAAAAAUUUGCUUUGACAAGAAUUUUUCUACAGUAACUGAUGGCAUCGAAAUCUUGCUGGGCAGAAAGCCAGAAACAGUGGAAGAGUUCCUCAUCAAGAAUAAGCAUCGUUUUAAAUAAAGAGCCAAGCCAGCCUCUCCCUUUUGUUUAGUUGACUUCUUUUUACCUUACUAGAUUGCUCAUGUAAAACUAUCUUGUCCUAUAAAUGACAUUGUGUAAAGAGAAAAUAUAAAAUCAUAGAUAAUAAAGAAUAAUAACCACAUUUAUUUAAGAC
Molecule: messenger RNA, 1095 nt
Organism: Rhizopus microsporus ATCC 52813
Lineage: Eukaryota; Fungi; Mucoromycota; Mucoromycetes; Mucorales; Rhizopodaceae
Product: NAD(P)-binding protein
Exons: 1
Coding region: 51-941 (296 amino acids)
Source: RefSeq, a predicted model, not a curated record